Messenger RNA from Anopheles maculipalpis, 2297 nucleotides. RefSeq lists its product as uncharacterized. The record is from RefSeq and is a predicted model, not a curated record. The transcript has 12 exons. Bases 51 to 2270 code for a protein of 739 amino acids. Lineage: Eukaryota; Metazoa; Arthropoda; Insecta; Diptera; Culicidae.
CCCGAACCUUUUUUCCCCGGGGGCUAAGGUUUUUGCAUACGGUCUAAACGAUGCCUGGAGUGGUAUUUCUUGUUUGUGUUCCGACGGCAAAUUAUGAAAGGACGUUAAUUAACGGAAUAAAUUAUGCCCCAAAUAAUGAACAGCUGCCACCACCAGUACCGUCCCAUCAGCCGGCACGUAAUCUUAAUAUAAAUCUCCCGGAAAACGUGCCCCACGGUCCGAGAGGGCAGCGCACAAAUGCCAACCCCGUAGACAAUGCAGUCGGAAAUGCAGUCCUUCGGCUUGAGGUUGAGCUGCGUGACAAACACGCAGCACAGGGCCGUCGUACGGCAAACAAAGCGAAACCACCUAAACCACCGUACGGUGCGGCGAACGCGAUAAAAGGACCACCGAACGAUGGUGGAUCAGCACCGUUGGAAAAGGUGCUGGACGAGCUGCUUAAGAAGCUAGAUGUCGAACGCGUUAUAUGGCACCCGGACAAGGAUGGCCAGUACUAUCAGGUGGUUUUUCCCUUGGCAGCUGGUGAUCCUUGUGAAACUACUCUCCACUGCCUAACGGAGCUAGGAAUCGGUGUGAAGUACAACUCCAGCGUAAGCGUUCUUCCAUGCAGCGUCAGCUACGACGGCUGCAAUGAUACCAGCAACGAAGAUGAAUACGGGGAUGAGUGUGAGGAAAAUUCCAAAUGGAACAACUUCGUCGACUCGAUCCGCUCGAAGCUCACCGUGAAGCAGGUGGUUGAUGGAGUGCGAGCCGGCGGUUCACUAUCGUUCGACUACUUGCUGCUCAUCGUCACGGCAGACUCACUAGCCGCCCUAGGACUGGUGGAAAAUAAUGCACCAAACAUUGUGGCCGCGAUGCUGGUUUCCCCACUGAUGGGUCCGGUAAUGUCGAUUACCUUCGGAACGAUCAUAGCCGACCGCGAGCUGGUGAAGGUUGGCUUUACAGCGCUCGCCCUCGGUAUGUUCAUCUCGAUACUGUUUGGAUUCAUUUUCGGGCUGAUACUCGGCACCACCGAGAUGCCGUGGGGAUUCGGUGAUUUCCCAACGGAGGAAAUGAAGGGCCGUGGUAACGCACGCUCCCUGUGGAUGGGCAUACUCUGGGCACUAACAUCCGGUAGCGGUGUAGCAGUGGCAUUACUCCAGGGCUCGGCCGGACCAUUGAUAGGUGUUGCAAUUUCCGCUUCGCUGCUACCACCGGUCGUGAACUGUGGUCUGUUCUGGGCACUGGCCUGUAUUUGGUUGAUUUACAAGGAGGAAGAUAUCAAGAUGCCCCACCUGAAGGGUGAACCGUACAGCGGUAACUCUAGCUACGAAUUCAUCUACACCAAUUACAUCCCCACGGAGUUUCUAAUUAACGGCAUCGUUUCCGGUCUGCUGACGGUGAUCAACGUUAUUUGCAUCUUCAUUACCGCCAUCAUCGUGCUGAAGAUUAAGGAGGUAGCCGCACCGUACACAUCCAGUCCGGAUUUGCGCCGAUUUUGGGAAACGGACAUUCGCACGGCACGUACAGCGAACCGUACAACAAUUCGUCGAAACCGUGGCGGCGAAGCGGACAUUAUGUCAACUUACGCCGAGCUGGAAAAUGACCCGAAGGCACGGAAUCUGGAGAAUGCACUCGAGCAGGCCCUGAAGGAAGCCGUCGACGAUGACACCUAUCGAAAGGUCAAGCGGAUGAGCUAUUCCAGCAAUGCAGCCGGCGAGAUUGCCGAGCGCCUGUUCGGGUACGGUGGUUCCGCUUCCGGUACGCAAGCAGUGUCUAACAAUGGGGGCCAAAUUGGAAAUCCCAUGGCAACCAGUUCGAGCACGAAGACGACGGCCGAUUUGAAACUGUUGGAGAAACUCGUUACCUCACUGCUGGAAACGCACAACAGUUCCGCCACCGAUGGCCGUACCGAAGGACUUCACCGGUCCGGAUCCGUACUUGGGCGCUUCCGUCCGAUGUCACGCUCGUUCCGCUCGACAAGCUCGCUGCGAAGACGCAACGAAGGUUCGGUCGGUGCUUCCGGCGGUACGGGUGGUGGUGGAGGACCGGGUGGCGGUGCACCCGGCGGAGAGGGAACGAUGCCAACUAUUCAGGAAUCUGGCACCGACCGAAACAGUGGAAGCCGAGGAAGACGCAAUUCCUGGAACGAUCGGGCCGGUGGGAAUGUGCGGCGGGUGCUAAACUCUAUCGCUAACGCGCCGCACCGGUUCAGCCAGUCGUUGAGUGGCGGUGGACCACUUCAGGACAACGACGAGGAGCGCAGUAAUUUGACGCAGAACAUUCUUUGACGGGGUCGUGACAAAGUUAAUAAGGAU